This is a messenger RNA of Plectropomus leopardus (leopard coralgrouper), 2103 nucleotides long. It is a transcript of the gene prlra, whose product is annotated as prolactin receptor a. Gene Ontology annotation, biological process: cytokine-mediated signaling pathway. Gene Ontology annotation, cellular component: signaling receptor complex; external side of plasma membrane; membrane. Lineage: Eukaryota; Metazoa; Chordata; Actinopteri; Perciformes; Serranidae. The record is from RefSeq and is a predicted model, not a curated record. Gene Ontology annotation, molecular function: cytokine binding; cytokine receptor activity.
AAUGCAUGUGUCCUUGUCUGCUGUCUUCCCGGUAAAGCGGUUAUACAAGUCGGUAAGUCCGUUCUUCUUGGAGCCGGUAGAGGAGUCAGCACGGAGGACUCACCGAGGGACAAACUAAAAACUCCUGUCAUCUGCUGCCAAGGUUUUGUGGUGCCAUGAUGAAGAAAGUUGUGGAAGCAAUCCUGCUGUUGUUGCUGCUGUUUUUCACCGCGCAUGCAAAGGGAAAACGCUAUAGCCCGCCAGGGAAGCCUGCACUGACAAGAUGUCGUUCUCCCGAAAAAGAGACCUUCACCUGCUGGUGGGAGCCGGGCUCUGAUGGGGGACUGCCCACAACCCAUGCCCUGUACUAUCGCAAAGAAAGCUCCGACACAGUGUACGAGUGUCCCGACUACCACACAGCCGGAGAGAACUCCUGUUUCUUUAACAAGAACAACACGUCCAUCUGGGUCAACUACAACAUCACCGUGGUGGCCACCAACACACUGGGCAGCUCCUUCUCCGACCCCGUUGAUGUAGAUGUGGUGUACAUUGUCAAGCCUAAUCCUCCAGAGAAGGUUACAGUGACUGUCAUGGAGGAUAAGGGCUGGCCCUUCCUGCGGGUGUCAUGGGAACCGCCACAUAAGGCUGACACCCGCUCCGGUUGGAUCACUCUCAUCUACGAGCUCCGCGUCAGGUUGGAGGAGGAAAAUGACUGGGAGAUCCACCUUGCAGGCCAGCAGAAGAUUUUUAACAUCUUCAGUCUGCGGUCAGGUGGGAAAUACCUUGUGCAGGUGCGCUGUAAACCCGAUCAUGGCUUUUGGAGUGAAUGGAGUUCCACUUCCUACAUCAAAGUUCCCGACUAUUUUCAUCAAGAGAAGUCAGUAUGGAUCCUCAUUACUGUCUUUUGUGCCUUAAUCUUCCUCAUCCUCUCCUGGUUGCUACACAUGAACAGUCACAGUCUGAAGCAUUGUAUUCUGCCACCAGUCCCCGGCCCCAAAAUCAAAGGUUUUGAUAAGCAGCUUCUCAAGAAUGGCAAGUCUGACGAGGUCUUCAGUGCGCUGGUGGUGUCUGAUUUCCCUCCGACCACAUCAUCUAACUAUGAGGACCUGCUGGUGGAGUACUUACAGGUGUACAUCCCCGACGAGCAGGAACUGAUGCACGAGGAAAGCAAAGAUCUGCACAUCAGUUGCCUCAAAUCUGAGAUUUCCACAUCUGACAGCGACUCCGGACAUGGCAGCUGCGACAGCCACAUUUUGCUGACGGAUAAGUGUGGAGAGGCAAAAGAAGAAGAGACGCAGACAGAUCCACAGAGGCGCCAGAGGAGCUGGGAAGAGGAAGCGUUGAGCUCUGCUAAUGGAGACAUGGUUAGCCCUGACAUGACCAGUGGGAGAGUGAAGACCUGGCCCUCUGUGUUUUCUCCACUGCCUCAGUACAAUUCGAGCCCACUGGAACAACAGAGCUCACUUGCCAAACAGUACUCCCUCUCUACGUCCUCCUACCUCACCCAGCCCGGCCACAGCACCAAGGAGGCCCUCGGACCGAGCUACUGGGACUUCUGCUCGAGCAACAAGCAAGCUCAUCUGCUCCAUCCCCAGACGCAGGUCCGCCAGCAACUCCAGGCCCACAGCGAUGUCAACAUCUCCAGCAUUGGUCACAAACAGACACCUGCUGGUCUGCGGUCACCGGCUCUGAGCGCCACAGAGUACGUUGAAGUCCAGAGGGUCAACGAGGAGGAUAUGGUGCUGCUCCAGCCCAUUGUGUCAGGCUGUGGCAGCAUGGAAGGCUGCACCCAGAUACCCCUGGGGGAGGACUACAGCAAGGUGAAGGGGGUGAACAGUGACAACAUGCUGCUGCUCCAGAGAGAAGUGAUGGAAGAGGACAGGUGCUCUUGUGCGGACCAGGAGGUGAACGGAGUAACAGGGAACUGCUGCACAUCAUCUACGCAGAAGUCUGCAGCCUGCAUUCACACUGCCACGCCGCUACAAGACGAAACGGUCCUGGCAGUGAAUGGUUAUGUUGACACUGCCACCAUAAGCUCACCACUCACUUGCUCCGGGGCCCUUUAGCCCAACUGGCAGGUCUGGGACAUUGUAAGACCUGUUUCAGACUGAGACUGAGACAAAA